Messenger RNA from Quercus robur (English oak), 729 nucleotides. Its product is annotated as putative disease resistance protein RGA1. Bases 1 to 729 code for a protein of 242 amino acids. The transcript has a single exon. Gene Ontology annotation, molecular function: ADP binding. The record is from RefSeq and is a predicted model, not a curated record. Gene Ontology annotation, biological process: defense response to other organism. NCBI's taxonomy places the organism in Eukaryota, Viridiplantae, Streptophyta, Magnoliopsida, Fagales, Fagaceae.
AUGAGUCACAUAACCCACUCCUUUGUUCCUCCUCAGAUUGUCAUCGGUAGGGAUGAUGAUAAAAAACAGAUUAUAAAUCUUUUGAUGCAGCAAGAUGCUGAUAGAAAUGUCAGUGUAAUUCCUAUAGUUGGUUUUGGAGGUUUGGGGAAAAGCACACUUGCCAAGUUGGUAUAUUACAAUGAAGGGGUAGUUAGUCAUUUUCAAUUGAGAAUGUGGGCAUGUGUGUCUGAGGAUUUUAACGUUACAACUCUAAUACAAGAAAUCCUUAAAUUUGCAAAUGUUACAAUUGAUGAGAAUUUGUGCAUAGAUCAGUUGCAAAUUCACUUAAGAGAACAUAUAAAAGAUAAUAAAUUUCUUCUUGUCUUGGAUGAUGUUUGGAAUGAGGAUGAUAACAAAUGGAGUGAACUGAUAGGUCUGUUACUUGGUGGUUGCAUUGGAAGUAAAAUUAUAGUGACAACACGAAAUAGCUCUGUUGCUAUUAUUACAGGCAUAACUCCCACAUACGACCUAAAAGGUCUACCCCCAAAGGAUAGUUUGUCUUUGUUUGUGAAAUUUGCAUUUAAGGAAGGACACGAUCAAUAUCCAAACCUCUUAGAAAUUAGAAAAGAAAUUGUUAGAAAAUGUAAAGGGAUCCCAUUGGCAAUAAAGACUAUAGCUAAUAUACUUUAUUCAAAAGUUGAUGAAGAUGAGUGGAAAUUUGUGAGAGAUAACGAGAUAUGGAAUUUAUAA